AUGCACCGAGUCGUCUCCAACCAGCGCUCGGUCUCCUCCUCCUCGGGCUCCUUCCAGGCUCCCCCGCCGCCUCCCCCCGCCGCGGACCUGCAGCCCCUUUUCCUGGGCGGCGGCAUAAGCAGCACGAGCAGUUCGAGCGGCGGCACCCGGAGGGGCAGGCGAGGGUCCGUGUCCAGCUCGGCCUCUACCCGCACUCGGAGCAGGAGCAGCAGCAGCGGCCGCAGCAGUGAGGAAGAAGAGGAGGAGGAAGAAGAGGGCGAGGAAGAGGAAGCCAAGCCCCUCGUGCCGGUUCAGGAUCCCGCCUCGCCACCCGCCGCCGCCCCACCCGCCGCCUGCGCCUCCCCGGGGUCCAGCAGCACCUCCACGUCGGGCUGCAGCAUGACAGCAGCCGAGUUGUACGGGGCUCCGGCUGCCGGGCCCGGGGCGGCGGCGGCGAGUGCGGCCGCGGGGCUGCUGUGGGCGGGGGGCUCGGGCGGGUCUCGCUGGGGCUACAAGGCGCUGUCCCUGGUGCUGCUGCUGGGCCAGGGCGCGCUGCUGGACCUUUACCUGAUCGCCGUCACCGACCUGUAUUGGUGCAGCUGGAUCGCCACAGACCUGGUGCUGGCCGCCGGCUGGAGCAUCUUCUUCUGCCGCAACAGCCGCGCUCGUCGCCGGGAGCGCCCGUCCGGCGUCGGAGGUGGACACCCGCCGCCGCCGCCCUUGCACCCGCUGCUGGGCCACCCGCCCCACGGCGGCCGAGGCGCCUGCGCUGCGUCGGGCGGGAAGGCAGGGGGCGCUCCGCGGGGCGGGGACUUCGCCUACGCCCACUUGGCCUGGCUGAUCUACGCCAUCGCCUUCACGCCCAAAGCGGCGCUCAUCCUGGGCACCUCCAUCCUGGAGCUGGUGGAGCUGCGCCUGCCUCUGGGCGCCACGGGCUUCCGGAUCACGCUGGCGCUCUCGGCCCCGCUCCUGUAUUGCCUCCUGCGGGCCAUCGGCGCCGAAGGCGGCUCCGGCUCCGGCCAGCUCCUCCUGCCGCCGCAGCCGCCGCCGCAGCACCGCGCCGCCGCCGCCUUCCUGGCCACGUGCUUGGACCUGCUGGACAGCUUCACUCUCCUGGAGCUGCUGCUCCUGCAGCCCGGCCGGCCGACCUUGCCGCUGCCGCCGCCGCUCCGCUACGUGCUCAUCGCCGUCUACUUCCUGUGCCUGGCCUCGCCGGUGCUGUGGCUGUACGAGCUGAGCGCCCCGCGGGCCCCCGGCGCCGCUCGCCUCGCCUUGCAUUGGCUCCUGCCCGCCGGGCUCCUAGACGCGCCCCUGCUGGCGCUGCGCUGCCUCCUGCUGGUGCGCUACCAGCAGCCCCUCUCCAUCUUCAUGCUCAAGAACCUCUUCUUCCUGGCCUGCCGGGGCCUGGAGGCCAUGGAGACCUGCUGCCUCCUGCACUCCGCCGGCGGGCUCGCGGGCAACGGCAAGAACGCGCCCGCCCCCUCCGCCGGCGUCGGGGCCGGCCAGCUCAGCCACUGCAUCUCCGAGAACGACAUGGGGCCCCAUGGCUACGUCAACACAUUGGCCGUCACCGCGCAGAGCUGAGGGGGUCCACGCCCAUGCCAAUGCCCCCCUGCAGUUACCCCACCUGGUUUUCCAUGCCAGGUCAGCUUAGGUACCCACCCCGCUGUAGUUACUUUCCCUUUUACAUGUCUCCGAUUUUCAGAUUGGCCCAGUCACCCAAACCCAGACCCCUUAGGAGACAGCAUUUGUACAUCUGACCCAGCUCCCUACCUAAGGGCGCUGUAACUUUCUGAGCAGUUGCCCUGAAUAACUUUGACCUACCUAGUCUGACCCUUCCCUGGAAAGUUCAUUAUCUAUGGCAAACCUAGGGAUUCCGACCUGUACCUGUUUUAGUUCCCCCUGUCCACUUUUAUCUCUGCCAAUCUCAACCAGAUUAAUGCCCAUUUAAUUAGCCAAUGAUAUGGUCUGUCAUUACAGAGUAGCUAGACACACACAAAUACACAACAUAAUGAAUGCUGCAGCACUAGUCAAAACACCUAUUGGGCCAAAAUGAUGGCAGCAACAUUUUUUAAUCCUUUCACCCAAGUUCUUAUAAACUAUUCCAAAUCCUUUGCUUCCACCCCAUCCCCAUAACCCCCAAAUCAUUCCUAUUUAUUCUGUAGGUUCUUUCUAAUGACAACUUAAUGUGCUGUGGCUACAGACCCCUCACCUCUUUUGCUUCUAUUUACAGUAUAGAAAUCAAGAUGGAAGAGGUCUGUUGUUUAACUGCCUUACUGCACAUUCCAGAUUAUAUAUUUCACCGUCGGGUUCAUGAGCUGGUCUUAUCAAUAAUAGAGAGAGGGGAAAAUCCAGUUUCUCAGUCUUGAUCAGGUUUUUGUUUUUUUGCUCUCUGACCUGUGGUUUCCCGCCCCCCUUUUUCUGAGGUGCCUCCUACCACCACUGCCUAUAGGAGAGCAGAGAGAGGGCAGCACCCACUUGGAAUGCCUGGAAAAACAUGUUAUUGUAAACUGUCCAGGUUCUUCAUAUCCUAUGUUGGGCUCCUCCUCCAUGCAGUGGAGAGCCACCCAGCCAUUAUGCCAAUGCUGAACAAAGAGAGGAGCGCUAUUGCUGGUGCUAAGUUAGGCUUAGUUCUGCUCUCAGGCUCUACCAUUUCAAACUGCAGGUGGGAACUCACAUGACCAGAUGCUUCCUCAUUCAAAAUUUCCUUCCAUGUGGCAAGCUAGAGGUCAGCGUCAAGGGUUCUAGCCUACCUUCUUGACACAUCCAAUUUAUGUAUACAGCAAAAACAUAUGUAUAUGUGUGUGUGUGGUAGAACAGGGGUCCCCAGACUUACCGGCGUUUGGGCCGGUUCCCACUGCGCCGAUCGCGCGGUGGGCCGGAGGACGGGGGAGCGUGCGCCUGUGCGGGCCGGCG
This is a messenger RNA of Zootoca vivipara (common lizard), 2895 nucleotides long. The record is from RefSeq and is a predicted model, not a curated record. Lineage: Eukaryota; Metazoa; Chordata; Lepidosauria; Squamata; Lacertidae.